Messenger RNA from Dendronephthya gigantea, 1296 nucleotides. RefSeq names its product serine/arginine-rich splicing factor 5-like. Bases 87 to 962 code for a protein of 291 amino acids. Lineage: Eukaryota; Metazoa; Cnidaria; Anthozoa; Malacalcyonacea; Nephtheidae. Gene Ontology annotation, biological process: alternative mRNA splicing, via spliceosome; mRNA splice site recognition. Gene Ontology annotation, molecular function: mRNA binding. The record is from RefSeq and is a predicted model, not a curated record. The transcript has 8 exons. Gene Ontology annotation, cellular component: nucleus; cytoplasm; ribonucleoprotein complex.
GCGACUUUUUCGUGUUGUCAGAUUUCGGCCAUCUUUGGAAAGAAAACUUAAAAAUUUUGUGCUUUUUAACUUAAAAAAAUAGCAAAAUGUCGAGGAGUAAAACAAGGCUGUAUUUCGGAAAGUUAAGGGAAGAUAUUAGGGAGAGAGAUUUGGAGAAAUUUGUUCGCGGAUACGGCCAAGUUCGUGACAUAAGUAUCAAGAAAGGCUAUGGUUUUGUGGAAUUUUACGAUGAACGUGAUGCUGAAGAUGUAGUUUGGGAACUUAAUGGACGAGAUUUGCUUGGUGAGAGAGUCAUCAUAGAACAUGCCAGAGAUCCUUCAUCAAGACGAGACUUUUCCUAUGGCUUUCGACGUGAUAGAAGCCCUGAUAGAUAUAGAAGUUCCAGAAGUCGUGAACAUCGCAGCAGAAACAUCCCAGUUAGGACCGAUCAUAGAUUGCUAGUUGAAAAUCUUUCCAGCCGCGUCAAUUGGCAGGAAUUGAAGGAGAUAUUCAAUGAUGUAUCUGAGGUCACUUUUACAGAUGCUCAUAAGCGAGAACGUAAUACAGGAAUUGUGGAAUUUGCAACAAAAGAUGACAUGAAGACUGCUCUUAAGAAGUUACAGGGUCGAGACAUAAAUGGAAAGAAAAUAAAGUUAUCAGUUGAGAAGGUUGGAGGAUCACGAUCUCGCUCUAGAUCAAAAGAUCGUAGAUCACGAUCGAAAUCACCUAAACGAAGGCGACAUCAUUCUCGAUCCAGAAGUCCAAAACGAUCGCGUUCGAAAUCAGCUUCCAAGGACGAUGAGGAAAAAGAGGCGUCCAAGUCAAGAUCAAGGUCAAAAUCACCAGAGCAAAAAUCUGGCUCCCAGUCCCCAGAAGCAGAAGCAGAAGAGUCAAAUCGAGAAAGUGAGCAUGAAUCUGGUAACGAGAGCCCACAGAAGAAUGGCGAUGAAGAGAAUGGUAAUGAGGAAGAGGAUGCAGAAUAAUAAUGGUCAUAUUGGCCAGUAAAAUAUUGGCCGAGCAAGAUUUUUAUUCCACUUUACAUAGAUUUACAGGCAUUAAGCAUGAUUUUUUGACAAAUCCUACUGCACAUUAAUAAUUUUGGUGCAGUAAUUUUAUAAUUUAUACCCACUAUUUGCUUAUAAAGCUUAGCCUUUCUAGGGAGUUGAGCACGUCAGCAGUCUCUUUAACACUUUGUAAAUAAACAUACGCAGAGGUCUGAAAUUCCCAUAGUUUAUGCCCUUUCUAAUUGGCAUGAAAAUUUUAGGGAAGCACCAGACAAAAUGAAAAAAUAAAAUAACUUUUACAUAAUAUCAUUCA